AUGCUAAAGGUGUUGGACGCACUGUCACAGUUGCCGGAUGUCAGCUUAACAUACCUGAAGGAAAACUUCAACAGAUCUCUGGAUAAAGGUGUGGCAUAUUUAAAUAAUGUAACGGACAACUUUUGUCUGAUCGAGAGUAUAUGUCCGGCUAAUUACAGCUGCGAUCGCCAGCAAAAAGUCUGUGUGUAUGAGUAUGUGAACAGUGAAUGUUGUGAUGUUACCACUUCAACUGUUUAUGAUAGAUCAGGUGAACUUUUAUCCAUUACGAUCUCGAACCAAGAAGAUUCCGGUAUGAAAGUAUCAUCCAUCAUAGCCAUCUCUCUUUCUGUGUCGACUGCUGUUGUUAUUAUAGUGUCCGUGGUGGUGGUCUUUGUUCUACACAAACACAAACACAGAAAUAAGGUUGGGACUCUGCUUGAAGAUGGCAGCUAAACUCCGAUGUGUGGCGUUAAAAUCGUGAAACCUACGUCAUAUUAUUUUGUUAUUUGCUGCUUGUAAACAUGAAUUUGUUACCAUUAUGUUCCACUGUGUUAAUGCUAUUACAAUUGUUCUUUAAUCUGCUAUGAUAUGGAAGCUCUACCUGAAUAUCCAAACCAGCUUUUUAAUCUAUGACCUUGCUUUGUCUACUUUGCUAACAUUGAUCCCUAGCACUUCAAGCUAACCAUAAUAUCAAACUACAUACCCCAUAUACCCGAAUGGACGACGUGGUCGAAUGGUAGAGCGAGUACAUGUCCCAGGUUAGAGUCGUAGCGUGUACCUAGGUCCACCAGACCAUGAAGGGUACUUGACUUACGUUA
Messenger RNA from Physella acuta, 797 nucleotides. RefSeq lists its product as uncharacterized. The record is from RefSeq and is a predicted model, not a curated record. NCBI's taxonomy places the organism in Eukaryota, Metazoa, Mollusca, Gastropoda, Physidae.